Molecule: messenger RNA, 3471 nt
Organism: Neopsephotus bourkii (Bourke's parrot)
Lineage: Eukaryota; Metazoa; Chordata; Aves; Psittaciformes; Psittacidae
Gene: SEMA4B
Product: semaphorin 4B
Biological process (GO): negative chemotaxis; semaphorin-plexin signaling pathway; negative regulation of axon extension involved in axon guidance
Molecular function (GO): chemorepellent activity; semaphorin receptor binding
Source: RefSeq, a predicted model, not a curated record
AAGACCCUCUGGCCUCUCCAUGGGGCUUCCAUCGCUGCGUGCCAUUAGACAGGGGUGUUGCAUGGGUGCUCACAUGGCCAUGCACAGGCGAGUCUGGGCCCCGAGGGUCCCCUGUGGCCCCCCCCGGGUGCCGUGGGGCGGGGGGGCCGUGGCUGUGGGUGUCUGCUCCCAUCCCACGCAGGGUGAUGGUGACGGUGACGUGCUGGGCUCCGUGACGCAGAGCCCUGUCCCGUCUGUGGCACUUCCCGGGCAAAGGGUGCUGAUAAGGCCGGUGGGGUGGAGCUGGCGGGGCUGUCCCCGGCCCCAGGAAGGGACGUCACCUUUGGGAGCACAGCGGGAGCAGGAAGGGAGCCAGGAGACAAGGGAGGGGGCACCAGCAGCAGCACCAGCCCCUGGGCACCAGGUCAGCAGCGUCCGGGCGGCUUCGCGGGAGGCGGCGGAGGCCCGGCCCGGCCCGGUUCGGUUCGGUUCGCCUCGGCCGCCCGGGAUGGCGGCGCUGCCGGUCCUGGCGCACUCGGUGCUGGCGGCGUUGGUGCUCUCGGCGGCGCAGGAGCCCGUCCCUCGGGUCAGCUUGCCCUACGACUCGGAGGAGCGCCUCGUGCAGCGGUUCGAGGUGCCCGGUGUGACCAACUACACAGCCCUGCUGCUCAGCCCCGAUGGCAGCACCCUCUAUGUGGGGGCUCGCGAGGUGCUCGUCGCCAUCAACACCAGCCACUUCCAGCUCGGGGCACUGGCGCGCAGGCUGCCGUGGAGCGCCGAUGAGGAGAAGAAGAGGCAGUGUGUGUUCAAAGGCAAGGACCCGCAGAGGGACUGUCACAACUACAUCAAGAUGCUGCUGCGGCUCAACAGCACCCACCUCUACACGUGCGGGACCUGCGCCUUCAGCCCGGCCUGCGCCUACAUCAACGUGCAGCACUUCAGCCUGGAGCGGGACGCGUCGGGGAAGGUGCUGCUGGAGGACGGGAAGGGACGCUGCCCCUUCGACCCCGAGUACCGCUCCACGGCCGUCAUGGUCGACGGCGAGCUCUACGCUGGGACUGUCAGCAACUUCCAGGGCAACGAGCCCACCAUCUACCGCAGCCAGGAGAGCCGCAUCGCCCUCAAGACCGAGAACUCCCUCAACUGGCUGCAGGACCCGGUGUUCGUGGGCUCAGCCUACCUGCGGGAGAGCCUGCCUGCCGGCAACCCCGAGGGCGACGACGACAAGGUCUACUUCUUCUUCAGCGAGACUGGGAAGGAGUUCGACUACUUCGAGAACACCAUCGUGUCCCGCAUAGCGCGCGUGUGCAAGGGGGACCAGGGCGGCGAGCGCGUGCUGCAGCGGCGGUGGACGACCUUCCUGAAGGCGCAGCUGCUCUGCUCGCACCCCGAGGACGGCUUCCCCUUCAACGUGCUGCAGGACAUCUCCGUGCUCACCCCGGGGGAGCUGCGCUGGAGGGAGACGCUCUUCUACGGGGUCUUCACCUCGCAGUGGAACAAGGGCGGGCUGGGCAGCUCGGCCGUGUGCGCCUUCCCCAUGCGCAGCGUGCAGCGAGCCUUUGGCGGGCUCUACAAGGAGGUGAACCGUGAGACGCAGCAGUGGUACACAGACACCGGCCCCGUGCCGGAGCCCCGGCCGGGCACGUGCAUCACCAGCCACACGCGGCACCUGAAGAUCAACUCUUCCCUCCAAAUGCCGGACCGGGUGCUCAACUUCAUCAAGGACCACUUCCUGAUGGACAGCGCGGUGCGCAGCCAGCCCCUGCUGCUGCAGAGCCGCCUGCGCUACCAGCAGAUCAGCGUCCACCGCACGCAGGGCCUGCACGGCACCUACGAUGUCCUCUUCCUGGGCACGGACGACGGGCGCUUGCACAAGGCUGUGCGUGUGAACCACGGGGUGCACAUCAUCGAGGAGAUCCGGCUCUUCCCCGCCGGACAGCCCGUUCUCCAGCUGCUGCUGGACCAGGACCAGGGCCUGGUGUACGCAGCCACCUACACGGCAGUGGCUCAGGUGCCCUUUGCCAACUGCAGCCUGUACCGCAGCUGUGGGGAGUGCGUGCUGGCGCGGGACCCUUUCUGCGCCUGGAACCGGGGUGCCUGCCGCAGGGCAACCAUGCACCCCCCAGCGCACCCCCAUCUCUGGGCACAGGACAUCGAGGAUGCUGACACGGAGCGGCUCUGCCCGUUGCCCAACACCUCCCAGCCACGUCCUCGCAUCCUCCUGCCCCCAGCCUCGGGUGCCUCGUGCCAGCGGGUGCUGCUGCCGCCCAAUGCGGUGCGGCCGCUGCCGUGCCAGCUGCUCUCCAACCUGGCCUCGCGGCAGUGGCUGCACCACGGGGCGCCCGUCAACGCCUCCUACCUGGUGCUGCCGGACGGGGCGCUCAUCCUGGUGGGCAGCCCCGAGCGCGCCGGCACCUACGAGUGCUGGUCGCUGGAGGAGGGGUUCCGCAAGCUGAUGGCCAGCUACUGCGUGAGCCUGCAGGAGCUGCCCCGCGCGCCGCCAGACCCCGCCAGGAAGGCGGCCACCGGCCGGGACGCCCUGGACACCAUCAGCACCUCGUGCAGCACAUCGGCCGUGGGCAGCGCCGUGGCACGCCUGGACAGCAAGACCUACUGGACCGAGUUCCUGGUGAUGUGCGUGCUCUUCGCCGCUGCAGUCCUGGUGCUGGCGCUCUUCCUCCUGCACCGGCACCGCGAUGGCAUGAAAGCCUUGCUGGAGCCCGGCGACCCCGGCCGGCACCAGAAGCCGCCCCGCAAGCCGGUGGAGAGCCUGCCCCUGAACGGCAGCAGCCUGCCCAGCGCGGCGCCCGAGCACAAGGGCUACCAGGCCCUGCAGGACAACUACAUCGUGAGCACCCCGGUGCACGAGGCCCCCGGCGCCCAACGCGCCUUCUCCGAGUCGGAGAAGAGGCCCCUCCAUGUCCGGGACAGCUUUGUGGAGGUGUCUCCCGCGUGCCAAAGACCCCGGGUGCGCCUGGGCUCCGAGAUCCAGGACUCGGUGGUGUGACAGGACCGGAGCCAGGCCCGCGCCCCACACCUCCUCUGCUCUGCUGAGCCGUGCGGACCGCAGCCGGGUCCGUGUUGUCUGUGUGUGCAUGCCCGGAGCCCGGCCCCGCUCCAGUGCUGGGGCUCGGCUGCCCCGGAGCUCCCGGGCAUCACCUCUGCUGCUCCGGCUCCGGGAGCGAGGGGCACCAGGGGCCUUCCGGGGGCCUGCGGGAUGCUCCCCCUGCGGGGAUGGACUCGGUGCCUCGCCCUGGCUCUGUGGAGCCCCUCUAUGCAGAGGGCAGGAGGGGCGGCUGCAGCCCCUCGCGCCCCGACUCACUGUGAUGUGCCGGCGCAGGACCGGCGGCCGGGCAUGUGCUGUGUGUCUGUGCUUGGUUUGGUUUUACUACGUUGGAAAUGUGAAUCGUGUCCGGGUGGGGGCUCCCCCGCGCCCACGUGCGUGUGCAGAAACGUUGUGGUUUUUAUAUAAAGUCCAGGUGUCUCCUUUGG